Molecule: messenger RNA, 966 nt
Organism: Gamsiella multidivaricata
Lineage: Eukaryota; Fungi; Mortierellomycota; Mortierellomycetes; Mortierellales; Mortierellaceae
Product: cyclophilin-like domain-containing protein
Exons: 4
Coding region: 1-498 (165 amino acids)
Biological process (GO): protein folding; protein peptidyl-prolyl isomerization
Cellular component (GO): catalytic step 2 spliceosome
Molecular function (GO): peptidyl-prolyl cis-trans isomerase activity
Source: RefSeq, a predicted model, not a curated record
AUGAACUCCGUGACUUUACACACCGACCUGGGCGAUCUCAAACUGGAGGUCUUUUGCGAGAGCGUUCCCAAGACAGCGGAGAACUUUUUGGCGUUGUGUGCAAGCGGAUAUUACGACAACAAUCUCUUCCACAGGAGCAUCAAAGGAUUCAUGGUGCAAACAGGCGACCCCACAGGAACAGGAAAGGGUGGAACGUCGAUCUGGGGCAGAAAGUUUGCGGAUGAACUUCGUGGCGGUCUGAAGCACACGGGCCGUGGCAUUGUGUCGAUGGCGAAUUCGGGACCGGACACGAACGGGUCACAGUUCUUUAUCACGUACGACAAACAGCCGCAUCUGGAUACGAAAUAUACGAUCUUUGCAAAGGUCAUUGAUGGCGCAGACACGACUCUGGAUGCAAUUGAGAAGAUCCCUGUGGAUGCGAAGAACAGGCCGACACAGCCGAUCCGCAUUCUAUCGACGACCAUUCAUGCUAAUCCUAUUGCAGACAGGGAUCGCUGAAUCAUGAAGCGAUACUUGUACAUGAGAGUGUUUCGGACUGAAAUGGAUCGUAUAGCUACACACACACCUUUUUUUUUUUUUUUGCUACUUAUCCUGCAUAUGCCCUGUACAUUAUCACUACGUUCUUACUUCUCGUUGUAAACCGCAAAUAAAAAGCAGUUAAGCACAAUGUCGAUGCCAAUGUCACUUUCAAGACUAAAUCAGACACCAAUGCCAAUGUAGACGAAGACUUGCGAGCAGGUUCCCCAAGAUGAAUGCAAUCGUAAUGAUUUAUAACCGGACUUUGAUCUCUUCACUUGGACCAGUCGCACAAAGCAAAAUGUGAAGAUCGGACCAUUGGCGAAGAUCAAGAUAAAAUGUGCUGCGUGGGAUCGCUGUAGUGUUUAUGCAUGGUUUGAAGGGAAUGCUGACAGAUGUGCUCCAUUGAUAACCGUCGGAACAGUGGGAGAAUAGGAGGAAGAAAGAAUA